CCGGGGCCUUAAAUGUGUGUGCCCCUCACCACGUAAACACAGUCUCUUCCUUCCUGACCAGCAGGCCUCUCAGAGACUCUCAGCAGCUGUUCAGGUGGUCGCGAUGGGGAAGAUCGAGUGGGCGAUGUGGGCCAAUGAGCAGGCUCUCGCUUCGGGGCUCAUUCUUCUUGCUGGAGGAGUGGUGGGUGUGGCUGGCCAGUUCAGAGGCUGGGAGUUUGCUGCUUAUGCGGUUGCUGCUGGUGUGUUUGUGUGUCUGCUUGAGUAUCCGAGAGGCAAGAGGGCCAAGGGAACAAGUGUGGAAAGAUCAGGCCAGUAUUGCUUCACAAUAUGUGUAAAAGCCUUUGGACCGCUGACGAGGAACUACUACGUUAGAGCAUUUUUACAUGCAGCUAUCUGUGUUCCUGGAGGUUUUAUGCUUGCAACUGUCCUUGGAUGUGUCUGCCUCGGCAUCGCCAGCCUCAUCUACCUUGCAGCAGCUAUUCGAGGUGAGCACUGGGAGCCCAUUCUUCCACGGAAGGAUGUGCGAAAGCCAGUUCCAGAGAGCAUCAAGAAUCCUCCACAGAAUCCCCCACCAAGGCCUCCGCCAGAGAUGCGCAGGAAACAAGCGAAGGAUCUGGAAUCAGCAGCCUAUGAUAACCCCACCUCUGUUACUGCAGAUGAGUAACCAGUCCAGGGUUUGCCUUUAUCACCGCCCCCCCCCCAUCAAAAAAUGUGGGAGCUCACUGGGUUCUGUGACUGUAGAUUAAGAAAGUUUUCUGAAAUUUUAUUGAUGGCACUGAGGGGGGCAGCACCUUCAUUCAUCUUAAAAUACUGGUAAUAUAAUUCAGUGGAAAAUAAAUGAAGAAAUGUUUGCUUUUUUUUGUUUGUUUUUUUUUACUUUUGAAGAACAAAAAUUGUUACAGAAGGCAAGUGUAAUUCUAUAGCUGCUAGACUGCAACAAAGAACAACUACUGUCACUUUAGAGUAGUGUAUAUUAGUGCUUACUGGUCUGAAGAAGCAUAGGUCACAGCCUACAGCUGCUUUCUGUUAUUUAAGUUAUCAUGCAUAUAUCUAACAAAAGAAUGAAUUGUGUAUGAAACUGUAAGUCCUGUGUGUUUGAAAGCCUUAGAUUACAGUUGUUUAAAGUUUUAUGGUACUAUUUUUCCCUUUCGACAGUAAUUGGACAGAAUUAGCUGUUAGCAGCUGAUAUUUGCCAUUUAUUAUACAUUUUAUGUUGUUAGUCAUAAUUUUGUUGUGUUGUAAAUAAGUCUUUUGAUUCCUUUUGAGUAAUCAGUUUUUUUUCUUUCCUUUAAAUAAAUAUUAAAAGAAAUUACAUUUGCAACUUC
Messenger RNA from Girardinichthys multiradiatus, 1325 nucleotides. RefSeq names its product cytochrome b-245 light chain (gene cyba). The transcript is spliced from 6 exons. NCBI's taxonomy places the organism in Eukaryota, Metazoa, Chordata, Actinopteri, Cyprinodontiformes, Goodeidae. The record is from RefSeq and is a predicted model, not a curated record. Gene Ontology annotation, molecular function: heme binding. Gene Ontology annotation, biological process: superoxide anion generation. Gene Ontology annotation, cellular component: NADPH oxidase complex. The coding region runs from base 104 to 664 and encodes 186 amino acids.